Molecule: messenger RNA, 17376 nt
Organism: Podarcis lilfordi (Lilford's wall lizard)
Lineage: Eukaryota; Metazoa; Chordata; Lepidosauria; Squamata; Lacertidae
Source: the annotation of a GenBank genome assembly
AUGGAGAUGGAAAGUUGGUCAGUUGAUCAAGUCUGCAACUGGUUGCUACUGAAAAACUUAGGAGACCUGGUUCCUAAAUUUCGUGGUAAGACUGUUCUCUGUGUAUCACUGUAUGUGUCAAAUAUCUGUGUAAUUUACAGAGAUUUAUUAAAUCAAAUGAGGUUUCCAUUGAUGUUUCUAAGUAUUUGUUGCAGGGAGUGGGGGAGAAAUGCAGAAUAAAUUGUUGGAUACUAAAUCCUUAAAAGCUUUAUGUGCAUUCUGGUAGCAUGUUUCUAUGUGAAAUUAAUUGUUUUGAUAGUGUUUGCUUCCUAGUUACAUAAUAAUAUAGCAAUGCAGUUUGUAAGUUUUUAACCAGGGAAAAGCUUUCAUUAAUUUCCAGAUCAGGAUUGUGAGAUAAGCACAGAACUAAAUAUGCACCAGGUCUCAGCACUAAAAUAAACAUGCUUAUCCUCAGAACAUUUUGAAGCAAUCAAAACAGCACAGUGGAUGUGGAGAGUACCUUUUAACCCCCAUUAGGCAACCACAACCUAUUGGCUGGGGCUGAAGGUAGGGAGAAAAGUUCUUAGGAUAGAAGACUUCAGCCGGACUCCUGCCUCAGUGCCUCCUUCUGUAGCAAUUCAGCACCCAGCACAAAGCUAAACCCACAAAGCUAAUAUUGUGCCUAAGAACAUCUGUACUCAAACUCAAUUGAAAAUGGAUAGUGUGCAAUAUAGAUUGAUUGCUUGUUACAGUUUAUAUAGAACUUUUCCUUCCAAUGUGCAAAAAAAGAAAGACUGUUAUUCUUUCGGUAUGACCAAUUGCCUUUGAAACAUCUGCCUGCUUGCAGCCAGAGGCAAUCCAUGUGUAAUGAUUCUUUGGCUCUUCUUUUAGAGGAAGAAGUGGGUGGCGCUGCUCUGUUGGCUCUUAACGACAGGAUGGUCCAGCAGCUGGUCAAGAAAAUUGGGCACCAGGCAGUGUUAAUGGAUCUGAUUAAAAAAUGCAAGCAGCAGACAGAAGGACCAGUUUUUACCUGCAAAGAGCCCUUCUCUGAGUCACCAGGAGAAUUCAGUCGGUAAGGCUCUGCAAAGAAAAAUAAAGGAAGAAACAAAAGCAUCCCACUUAUAUUCCAGUCAGAGUGGUUCUCUGUUUUAAUGCUAAUGCUCAUUAAUUUUUACAGUCACUGAAUUUUGCUACUACAGUAAUGUGAAUUUGGAAGCUCAGCAGAAUAUGGCAAUGAAUGUUUAUUGCUUGUUACCCCUGAAUAUGGAAAAAUAACAGUCUGUCCUGUUUUUCUAAGGCACUGUCGUAAUAUUCAGCUCAAACUAGUUUUGUGCCUCGUUUCUAAAAAGAAAGGUGCUUGGGCUUUCAAGCCUCCUUGAAAAUUGCACCCAGAGGCAGAACGAGCAAAUCUUUCCACUUGUAAAGGUUUAUCCUUAAUCUAUAGUUCAACUUUUAUCUAUAGAUCAGGAAUAAUAAUGUUACACUUCCCCAUUUUGCUCUGGCAGUGAGAACUGCCAGGGGCACAGUGUGUAACCAAGCUUUAUUUUCUUUCCAACAAGGUAAACCGAGGAUUAUUGGCAUUUUGUCAUAGUUGCAUUUUAUUUACAAAUAAACAGGUUAAACAGAGGUGGUGGCACAGCUUAAACACUCCAAAUGACAGCCCCCACACCAGAUCUUCAGAGAGAUAACCACCCCUCUAAAAUGGUGCUAGUUUAUGGAGUCCAAAAUCUCAGUAUUUCUGUGCCUUUUGGACUCUGACCCAAGCUAAAACCCUUAUUAUUUUUAACACACAAACACCUUGCCCCUCCCUCCUCAUGGUGGGAGAAUCCAAAUGAGUCACCUCUUCUGACCAUUGCCCAGUAUUUUUAGCUUCUAUGGAGGCAUGACCCCAGAACCUCAUGGUCUACCAGUGCUCCUUCCAAUGUCACCCAUGCUUUAGAGAAUAUAAAGGGGGCGCUUGAAAGGAGAUUCAGGAUCAGAUAUGAGCUCAGGAGCACCCAAAAUGAUAACCCUAGUCACCAAAAUCAGAUCAGAAAGCUACAACAAUAUAUUUGCUAAAGGUGGAGAACCACAAGGCUAUAAUAGCUUAACUUGUAAGGAAAAUGAUAUUCACCAUUUUGUUCUCAAAGGAAGAAAGGGACAAGUCUCCCAGUUCUCUUGAACUACAUCCACUAAAGCAGAGUAGCAUCCAGUUGACAUAAGUUGAGAUGACCAACUUAUAUGUCUGUAGGUUCUCCAAGGGCCAGAUAUAUAUUUUUCCAACUGACAUAUGGGCUGAAUACACACUACACCUUUAAAGCACAUUUCCCCCCUCAAAUAAUUCUGCGCACUGUAGUUUGCCCCUCACAAAGUUACGAUUCCCAGCAACCUUCAGCAAACUACAGUGUCCAUAAUUAUUUGAGGGGGAGGGAGGUUAUUUAAAAAGAUGGUGUGUACACAGCAAUAAACAAUAUAUAAAAUCCACUGUGGAUCUCUCUUUUUCACAACUUGAUCAUAUUUGUUUAUUUUUCUUGCAAGUGAAUUAGUAGGCAGGCUUUGUACCAGACUGUGAUUAAAAUAUGGCAGAGUCACAGGGGCCAGACAAAAUUGUUUGGGGGACUGGCUGAACGCAGCCUGGCCAUCCAUCCUUCCAAAUUCCACAUAGCCCUCAUUCAGGCAGGAAUAUAAAGAGAAGAGUUAAAAGGAGAUUUAAGGGAUUUAAAAAGUAGACCCUUAUACUUGGAUCAAGAAGGGAAUUGCUAUCUGUUGUGGGUCAUAAUCAACUGGGCAACAUGUUUCCUUCCUUAUAGAACCCAUGGCAUUCAGCUAACUGUUGGACAGGCGAAUUGUUUCUCUCCUAAUGAAAGCCGUGAUGAUGGAUCCAUUGACCAAAGAGUUCUCAAACAAAAGUGAGUUUUUGGUUAUCCUUCUAAUUCCAAAGAUACAGCUAUCUUCAUAUAGAACUUCCUAAACUACGAAGAUAUAUUGACAAUAACAAAGGAUUACAAUAUCAUAUGCUUGCAUUAGUUUUUUUAAGUCUUACACAAAGAUGGUGUCAGAGCUGGCUCCAGGUCCCAGCUCACAGAGGACCAACGCUAGCCGGCAGUAAUGUACAAAAGUCUUUAUUGAAGUACAGUUUCCAUUUUCAAGCCGGAGCGCCCCAGCUCUACGUCUAGGGGUUAGAUCGGCGAAGCUCCAUCUGAGUCUCCGCCCCUGUACACCAGUUUAAGAUUCUAGCCUUACUCCACCUCUUACGUCUCUCCUUUCUCCUCUGGGUCCUGCUACCCCCACCCUUCCUUCCUGGAUUCUUCUGACGCUGACCCCGCUGACUCCUCCCCCUCUUUUCGGCGGGCUUUGGGACCUGGCUCCCUAUCCGGGCUGCCAACUGCGCCGCCCUCCUGUACAUUUGAACUUGGCGCGCGCGCCCAGCCUUCAACCUUCCUCUCGACCGUUUCCUCGCUCCCCGAUGGAGGCGUGGCCAAUCCUGACUCAUGUCCUCCCACUGGCAGUGCGCCGCCUGAUCCCGAUGCCUGGGACUCCUCCCCCCUACUGCACUCUGGUGUGGACGCUGGUCCUGAUUUCCAACUGCUGCUCUCUGAGUCCCCUCUGGCCCCUUCUUCCUGGGGUGUCCCCCUCGGCACCCCCUUGCUCUGACCAAGGGAGCCCCUUUCUGUGAAUCUUCCGAUUCGCUGGAAAGACUCAGAGACCUCGGACCGCUGUCAUCGCUAACAUUUCCUUCGGACUCCUCCCCCUCGCUCUCUCUGUCCUCCCUUUCCUGUGCCUCUGCUCCUGAACCCCUGACAUCCAUCCCCCCCCUCGAAGCCCCCCCUUCCCCCCUCCCCUCCUUCAGGUGUGGGUACUGGGUGCUCCGUCGUUGUGGGGGUGAGUGCCGGAUACAGUUCGUCCCCCGUGGCAUGCAUCCAGCCGGAUAAGUCCGGCUCGUCCUCCGUGCUCUCGCCGACCUCAAUUUCCUCUGCUUCCAUCUCUUUGCCGCCGUGCUCGAACCCAAGGUCCUGACCCAACCCGUCCAUGUCCGUAUCUGCGCCGGUCUCCUCCGGGGACGUUGCCUGCCAAGGACCCCCCAACCACUUCCUGCGCCACUGCUCCUCUGGUUGAGUGUCCCACCAAUAGGAACGGUCUGAGGCAGACCCCGAGGGUGAUCCCUCGGGGAACGUGCUUCUAGUGCCGGUUCCUCGUCCGAGGUGAACCCCUGGAAUGUGCUAGCUGAAAAUGUGGGUGUGAAAAGCCAGUCGUCGAAAUACUCGGCUGGCAUGGGCCUGUGUGGGAAAAGUGCAUGGAACUCGUCCUUGAGCCAAGAUUCCUCCAGAGCAUAAUCUGGCACCCAACUGUUGGCGCUAGCCGGGGUACCUUCCUUGGCGAGGAGGUAUUCCACUCCCUCCCCCCAUCUCGAGUCUAAAAUCUCUGUGACUUCGUUGACGGGUUCCCGCCUUGGCGACCCCCCCCUUGUGGGCGUUUCCCUGAACGGGUCUGGUGCCGUUCCUGGUUCCUGAAAUCUAUGAGGUGCUUUGUAGGGCGUGAGCACUGAUCUAUGGAAAACUGGGUGCAUUCUGGAUCCCUCCGGCAGUGUCAACCGGAAAGCCACUGGAUUGACCUGUGCCUCGACUUGGUAGGGUCCUAGCUGCUUAUGCCCUAGCUUCUUCUUCGCUAACGAUCUGGCCGGCACUGCCUGGGCUGCUAACCAAACCCAGUCUCCCACCUGUAUGUCUUCCCCAACCCUCCUGUGCCUGUCAGCCUGCAGUUUGUAUGCGUGCUUUGCUAGUUCUAACUGCCUCCUAAGCUGUUCGUGAACCUCCUGCAACUCUGAUGCUAAGGCUUCCGCUGCCUGUGGCUCCCCCCCCCCGCUCUCGCUAAUCCCGGGAAGGUUCUGGGAUGCCUCCCGUUGUUGGCGAAGAACGGUGUCACCCCCGUGGACACGUGCUUCGUGUUGUUGUAGGCGAACUCAGCGAGCGGCAGGUAGUCCACCCAUGUUGCCGGCUGCUGAUUUGCGUAGCAUCGCAGGUACUGCUGCAUGAUGGCGUUGACUCGCUCCGCUUGUCCGUUCGUCUGCGGGUGUCUCGCCGACGCUAGGUUGAUCUUGACGUUCAGGAAACCCAUCAGCUUCUGCCAGAAGUUCGAGAUAAACUGUCGCCCCGGUCGGACAGGAUAGACCGUGGCAGACCGUGAACUCUGAACACGUGGUCUAUGAACAGUUUGGCGGUCUGUUCCGCCGUGGCCACCUUCGCGCACGGAAUGAAGUGGGCCAUUUUGGUGAACAUGUCCACCACCACUAGCACUGCCGUCUUGCCCCUCGAGCUGGGUAGAUCCGUGACAAAGUCCAGGGCCACCCUCUCCCACGGUUCGAGCGGUGUCUGCAGGGGUUCGAGCAGUCCCGCCGGCGGUUUGUGCACUGACUUGGCCCUUUGGCAGGUGUCGCACCUCGAGACGUAAUCCGCGACUUCCCCGCAUCUUGGGCCACCAAAAAUCUCUGGCUACUAAUUCUACCGUCUUCUCUUUGCCAAAGUGCCCGGCGGUGGGUGCGUCGUGCAACUGCUGCAGUACUUUCGCGCGGAGGUCGUCUCCCGGUACGUAGAGGGCCCCUCUGCGGAUGAGCAAUCCGUCGCGUAUCUGGAACUCGUCGUCCUCCGCCGUGCCCCUUUGCACCUCUGCCAUCUUUGCUUGCGCGAAGGGGUCCUCCUGCAGUGCUCGACGUACAGCAUCCAGGUCCACGGUUGCUGAAGCGCACGCCCACGCUUUCGGUGCGAAAAUGUGCUUGGCCGCUGCUGGUGCCGCCUCCUCGAGGUAUUGCGGCUUUCUGGACAGUGCAUCCGCCAUGAUGUUGUUGUCGCCUGGGAUGUACUCUAUCCUGAAGUCGAAAUCCGCAAAGAACUCCGCCCAUCGUAUGUGCCUCUGGUUCAGGAACCUUGCCGUGCGCCAGUACUCCAGGUUUUUAUGGUCCGUGCGGACCUGCACUGUGUGUUUGGCUCCAAUGAGGAAGUGCCGCCACGCCUUGAAUGCUGCAUGAAUGGCCAGCAACUCCCUGUCCCAGAUGGUGUAGUUCUGCUCUGACUUGCUGAGCUUCCUGGAGUAGAAGGCACACGGUCUCCAGUCCCCAUGCGGGUCUUGCUGCAACAGUACUGCUCCCACGGCUCUGUCUGAGGCGUCCGUUUCAACCCUCAUCGGUCUGCUGGGAUUCACAUGCAGUAGCUGCUCUUCGGACGAGAAGAGACGCUUGAGUUUCUGAAAGGACUGCUCCGCUUGCUCCGUCCAGAUGAACUUCUUCUUCUUGGAGCUGAGCGUGUCGGUAAUGGCCGCCGUCUGCAUCGCGAACCCCUUGAUGAACUUGCGGUAAAAGUUGGCGAAACCGACAAACCGCUGGACCUCCUUCCGAUUGCGCGGGCUCUUCCAGUCCAACACUGAGCGAACCUUGGCGCUGUCCAUGGCGAGCCCCUUGUCCGACAACUUGUAGCCCAGGAAAUCUACCUCCUUCAUGUCGAACUGGCACUUCUCCAGCUUGGCGUACAGCCUGUGCUCCUGCAGUCUCUGCAGAACUUCCUUGACGUCUCCCUCGUGGGUCUCCUCUGAUUCUGAAAAUAUCAGGAUGUCGUCCAGGAAGCAGACGCAUUUCUUGUAGAGGAGACCCGCCAAUACGUGAUGCAUGAAGGCUUGAAAACAGUGGGAGCCAUUUUGUAAUCCAAAGGGCAUAACUCUGUAUUCAUAGGUGCCCAGGGGCGUGAACAUGGCAGUCUUCCAUUCGUCGCCCUCCCGUAUGCGAAUCAGGUUGUACGCCCUCGCAGAUCCAACUUUGUGAAAACGCGUCCUUUCCUCACCGUUGCGAGCAGGUCAUCUAUCUUGGGCAUGGGAAAAGCUGUGGGCUUGGUUUUGAGUUCAAAAUUCUAUAGUCCACCACAAGCCUUUUUGGGGCGUGUCCUUCUUCUUCACAAAGAAUACAGGACUGCCCCCCACUGCCUUCGACUCCCGGAUGAAACCGCGCUUCAAGUUGAGGUCUACGAACUCCCUGAGUUCCUGCAGCUCGUCUUCAGACAUGGAAUACAGUUUCCCGGUUGGCAGCGUCGCCCCUGGCAGGAGGUCAAUCUUGCAGUCAUAAGACCUGUGGGGAGGUAGCUUGUCCGCUUCCUUCUCGCAGAAAACCUCCAAAAACGCUGCGUACUUGAGUGGCACUGCUUGCAGCGUGCCUAAUUGUAGCUGCGGAUCAUCCUCUUCCCCUUCCGGGCUAGGCAGAAUGCAAUGUUCCGCACAGUAUGAGGAGCCGAAGGUCAGUUGUCGCUGGUACCACGCCAAUGCUGGGCUGUGCCUGUGCAGCCAACUCAUGCCUAAUACUAUAGGCGUGUCCGACAGUUGGGUGACAUUGAAGCUGAUGACUUCUCGGUGAUUUCCAAUUUGCAUCACCAUCGGAGGCGUUUGCUGCACCACCUGCCCCCCCAGCAAUUCCCUGCCAUCCACCGUGACAACCUUCAGAGGCAGCGUGGCUGGCAGGAGUGCUAUGUUGUGCUCUUGAAGGAAAUCCAGUCCUAUGAAGUCUGCGUUACUACCAGAGUCAAUGGUAAUCGGCACUUCCAUAGUGAGUCCAUUGGGUAGUUGGAGCGAUGCUGUGAGCUGCACCACUGGUUUGGGCGGGAGGGUCUGUGGGCUGCAAAAUCUCUGGGGACGGCUUCAUUGACUUGUCUGGUUGGGCCCCAGUGCCUCUUCCUCCAACCAGACUCUGUCGUUUCCCUGCUGUGGUUCUCUCUGCUGAGUUGCUUCUGUUACUGUUGCUGAGGCUGCAGUGUGCUUGUGGAGCCUCUGGGGACACUCUUUCGCCAUGUGCUGAGCACUGUCGCAGAUGUAGCACUUCCUGUUCCCUCUAGGAGGCUUCGCUUUGACUGCUCCCGGUGUUAAGGCUCUGGUUGCUGACUGAGCCCUGGCGCCUCCAAUCUCCAUCGGUUGCUCUCCCCUCCUUGCGGAGGUGGGGAUUGCACACGCGCUGCAUCCUUGGGAAAGAGGGGAGGUGCUCUCACUGGCGUACGUCCCCAACGUCCUUCUUCUCUAUUCCAUGGACGUUCUUCCAGACGCACCCCAAUUUGCAGCGCCCGCCGGACAACCUCCUGAGUGCUCUUUGGUCUCUCCCCCCUUGCAAUCUCACCUUUCACAUUUGCAUUCAAGCCUUCCCAAAAAAGGUCUCUGGCUGGGGCCUACACCGUCACCCAUACCAGCGCAUGGACUAAUUCAAAAUAGCGGGAAUGGUACUGCCUUACACUGGCUCUGCCUUGUUUGAGCCCAGGUAUGUCUUUUCUGGCGAUAUCAAUGUCUAUAGUUGAUAAUAAACACGAAUCCAUCGCUUUAAUGAAUGCAUCCGCAUUUUGGAGCGCCGGAUCCUUAUCUCUCCACAGAUUGCGCAGCCACGCUUUAGCUUCCCCAUGCAAAUGGGACAAGAUAAACCCCACCUUCUCUUGCUCAUCUCUAAAGUCUUUAUCCAGCAGUUCCAGCGCAAACAGCACGUCUGCUCGGAAGUUAGGGUACUGCUGCAAAUUCCCAUCGAAAUGAGAUACCAGGCUGCCUCCUCUUUUCCCCAGCCCAAUCCCCUCUGAUUUGGGUCCCGGUUGCCCCUGCUUAGCAAGCACUUCCAACCUGGCUUGGAGAUCCCUGCAGGCGGCAGCCGCUUCCUCUUCCCUUUUCCUGGAUGCGAGUACCUCCGCGUUGAGUUGUGUCACUGCAUUUUGCAGGGCUGCUAGUUGCUGUUCUGUAGUCAUCUUGCCUGACUUUUGUGAGCUCGCGAAGCACCAAUCUUCUUUCCUCGCUGCGUCCACUCACGUUACGAGGUUUUUGGUGCAAAACUUUUGAGAUGGAGCUUACUGUCAGAGCUGGCUCCAGGUCCCAGCUCACAGAGGACCAACGCUAGCCGGCAGUAAUGUACAAAAGUCUUUAUUGAAGUACAGUUUCCAUUUUCAAGCCGGAGCGCCCCAGCUCUACGUCUAGGGGUUAGAUCGGCGAAGCUCCAUCUGAGUCUCCGCCCCCUGUACACCAGUUUAAGAUUCUAGCCUUACUCCACCUCUUACGUCUCUCCUUUCUCCUCUGGGUCCUGCUACCCCCCGGGGUCCCUUCCUUCCUGGAUUCUUCUGACGCUGACCCCGCUGACUCCCCCCCCGCUUUUCGGCGGGCUUUGGGACCUGGCUCCCUAUCCGGGCUGCCAACUGCGCCGCCCUCCUGUACAUUUGAACUUGGCGCGCGCGCCCAGCCUUCAACCUUCCUCUCGACCGUUUCCUCGCUCCCCGAUGGAGGCGUGGCCAAUCCUGACUCAUGUCCUCCCACUGGCAGUGCGCCGCCUGAUCCCGAUGCCUGGGACUCCUCCCCCCCUACUGCACUCUGGUGUGGACGCUGGUCCUGAUUUCCAACUGCUGCUCUCUGAGUCCCCUCUGGCCCCUUCUUCCUGGGGUGUCCCCUCGGCACCCCCUUGCUCUGACCAAGGGAGCCCCUUUCUGUGAAUCUUCCGAUUCGCUGGAAAGACUCAGAGACCUCGGACCGCUGUCAUCGCUAACAUUUCCUUCGGACUCCUCCCCCUCGCUCUCUAUUUCCUCCCUUUCCUGUGCCUCUGCUCCUGAACCCCUGACAGAUGGUAUGAUUCUCGGAGGAACAAAUUAUUUGGAUGCAGAUAACUACUGUGGGGAGGGGAGGAGAGACAGGGAGAGAUAAGGAUGGACUGGGGGUUCUAAAACAAAAUAAACUAAAGCACGUUUUCUAAAAAAUAAUGUAAAGAAAAAUAUAAUUUGGAUCAUAUCAUAAUUUGUAAUGCAUUAAAAAAGAUUAUGUGGAAAUAACACUAGGGGUAGCCCAUGUUCCUGGAGUGUAAAGCAUAGUAAAUAUAUUAUAACAAGAGGAUGGCUUGUCUUUCACUGAUAAUAAAUCAAUUGAAGGAGCUAGCACAAUGAAGUAUGUGAGAAUUUAAAGUGCUAAUGAAUGGUCAUUUUUGCUUCCUUUGUCAGGAAAAACAUGAGGCAUGUUUUAGCAAGAUGCAAAGCAUUGCAAUGGACAAAUUCAUAUAUUCUGCCUGAGUUCCCUUAUGAUGUCAAAUGCAUAUUAGCAGAAAGAAAAUGCCCUGACCACAGUGUGAGAAUAAGGAUAAUUGAAUUCUUACAAGCUGACAUGACAAAGUAUCUUGAAGGAUCACUGUAAGUAAGGCAGUCUUCAGCAUUCUGCCUCAUGGGAGCAAUAUGGCAUGGGGUGAAUUUCCAUAAGGAUGAUAAAUUGAGCUCUGCAUGCUGUGAACUUUGAUUUGAAGAGUGCGUAGGUAGAAAGGCAGAAUGAAUAUAUUUGUGGCUGCCCAUAACUUGUAUGAGUGUUGGGAGGCCUGGAGGGUAGCCAGAGCCCAGUUACUUCUACUCUCUUGCUACCUAGUCACUUAAUAAACCCUGCAGACAGUGGUCCAUGGUCUUGUUUGGACCAAUGAACUGUCUUCCGAGCUGUCAUCUCUGAGUGCUUGUCACCAAACCACAGGUAGCUUGGUAAAGAAGCAGGAAUGUCUCACUUACGUGCAGGGGUGCAAUCUCGCCCUCAGGAUUGUGAGUGCCCGCCACCUCAAUGCAGACGUGCAACAUCUCACACACAGAUGUAGGAGCCCAACCACAGAUAUCCACUGCACAAGUGCUUCCAUGGUGCUAAAAAAGAAAUCAAAUCUCCUUCCAUGUUAGGCACCCUCAGCACAGGGUUUUGCAGCCUGAUAUGGUGGCAGCAGUGAUAGGAAUGACUGGGCCAGUGUGUGAGUAGAGAUUGCCAAGAGUGUACUUUUUAUUUUGUAUGAUAGAGGCAGGCAUUAAUGUAAAAGGAGCUGAAGAUUUUCCAGUUGAAGCAGCAGGGCACUUUAAAUAAUAAUAUUUGUAUGCAUUUUAUAUUGCGUGGGCAGAUAUCCAACCACUCAGCAAUAUAAUGAUGUUGUCAAUGAAUUGCUCCAGGCAUACCCUUUUCUUGAUGAGGAUGGGAAUGGCUUUGUAAGUACCCAAACAAAUGCAAUUCUGUACUGUUGUUUUUCUUGAAUUAAACAUGCAGUUGCUUUUCUUUGAUUAUAUACAUUUCUAUUGGGGUUUAGGCCUGCUUAUGUCAGGGAAACAGCCCUGUUUGCCAGGUAUGAUGACUUCUGCCUGGAGACAGACAAGGGUAAUGGGAUGCUGUGGAUUCUCCUUGAUCUCUCAGCAGCUUUCUAUACCCUCCACCAUUAGUAUCCUGCUGGAGCAGCUGUUUGAAUUGGGACUGGGCUUUCCAGUGGUUAUAGUCUUAUUUGAGAGAGUGGUGCUUAAGGGAUGCUGCUGGACACUGUGGAGCCUUCAAUACUUCAUUCCACAGAGGUUGAUCUUACACUCCAUGCAGGGCUUUCUGGAGAUUUGCUGUGUGUUGUCCUCAGUAUGUUAGCAAAGACUUCAUAGAUGAGUGUUGUGUUCCUUAGGAGAAUACUAUCUAUCCCCAGGUCGUGGUCCAAAGGUGUGAUUUGUAUAAGCUUACCAAGGUUCCUGUCUCCACAGAAGAAACCUUGUGUUGCAAGGCCCCAGGGCCCAAAGUUCCCCUUGGAUAAUAAACACACAGACACAAAUAUGUUGAGUUAAUGGGAUAAAUAAGGCCACAACUUUAUUGGUUACAGAUGUGAGCGGUAUUGGGUGAAACCGACUAUAUCAUGACUCCUGCAUGCCUGCAGGAAGUCUUUUAAGGGUCAACCACUGAUAGGGGAUGCCCUAUGUUAUACAUCAAUUAAGAGCACCCCCAAGGUCCCCGGUGGGGUUGUGGCAUGGCCCUAACCCAUGCCCAGCCUUUGGACAGGAUCCACACACACCCGGAUCCCUUUAACAGGAUACCCUUAACUUGGAGGGGCAGGCAGAGGCAACAACCUUCCGUCCCAUGAACCAGGCUUACUCAAUGGCUAACCGCCUAACCUUACAAAGUUGUCACGAUUGCUACAAGAUAGACGAAAACCAAAUGGCUUGUACCAAUUUGCCAAGUGGAAAAAAUUCCUACCUGGCCCCAAGAAUAAGGCAACCAACAUUAGUCCAUAGUAAAGCCAAAGUCAAGCAACAUAUAAAAAGAGGGCGGGUGGGCUGGGUGAUUCGACAGAGGAGGCAAAAGGAGGCCAUCCACCAGCCACGUCACAAUUUAAACCACAGCAUCCACACACCCCGGCUAACCAGAUUGGUCAGCUGGGGGGCGUGAUGCAGCUGAGAGUCCCGAUGAUGCGGGUGGCAUCACUCGGCCCCCUGCCAGGUCCCAGUGAGGUCCCAGAUACCCGCCCACAACUCCACCCUCUGGGGAAGGGGAGUGGUCUUACAAGUACAGGCCCCUUUCAGAGUGCCACUUGACAUGAGUUGGAUGGGUUAAGGAGCCAGAGCUAGCUGGUGGGUUCUGAAAUGUCUCUUCACUGAUACUGAACAACUGAAGAGGGUUUGUGAGAGUUAAAUAUAAAGAACAACACUGAGACAGGAGUGCAUGAUAUUUUCAAACUUAUGAAAUGUUGGUCUUGGCAAGUGGACACCUGUGGCUUUCUGUUUUGACCUUUAUCGUACUCUUGCAGGCAUUUCCAUUCCUUUGAAUUCAGUUUUUGGAUGCUUAUUACUUCAUAGGUCGACUGGGCUAAGGUGAUAAUCUCAUAGCAACUAGGAAAUGUCAGUCUGGAUAGUAUCCUCCAUAUAUUAUGAAGGAUAAAGCUAUCAAUGGCUGCAAGCCACAAUGGCUAUGUGCUGCCAUCACAGUCAGAAACCGUUUCCUACUGACUACCAGUUCACAAGAGGGAGUGGAACACUGUUGCCAACAUAUCUCAUUUGUAGGAUUCUCAUCGGCAUCUUUUUGUAAACCACUUUCAGGUUUUGUUUUGCUUUCUUUACAAUCAAGCAGUAUAUAAAUGUUAUGAAAUAAGAAACAAACAAACAAACAACAAACAAGUCUGGUUGGCCACUGUGUGGUGGUUGAAUUAGAUGGACCUGUGGCCUGAAACAGCAGGCGCUAUUCUUAUAUUAUUAUCCCAUGACACUAAGAUGCUGAGAGCUAUAUGAGAAACGGUGGGUUAUCAAUAAGUUGGUUUACACUCUGAUUUUCGAUUAAUAUUCUGUUACUCAGCCAGAACACGUAGAACAGUGUUCUUAAACAGAAUUUUAAUGUACAGUAAGUUCACAUACGCCUGUUUGUUUCUCAGUGACUGAAACUUCAAGCGAUUACGUGGAUGUGUGAAAACAACACCCCUGCGUUUUGACUUACCAACUAUGCUGUUUGCUACGCUGUUAAAAGCAGACAGCCAUUGUCUUGCAUUUACAAUGUUAUCAUUUGUCAAACUACUUUUAAGCAAAGCUAUUGCCUUCUGCCUUUCAAAGCUAGUUACUCUGUUUCCUCAAUAGGGAUGGGAUGCAAUUAGCUUCUGCAAAGUAUACAGUAGUUGCAUUUUCUUUAAAAAAAAUCUGCUGGAAAUGAUAUUCUAAAGGUUCUUUUUCUUUUAGCAAUUUAGGAACAGUAGAUAACUUGCGCUGAAAGAAUAGAUAAGGCUCCUGGAAGACACUAACAACUUUUUUAAACAUGCAGUUUCUAUGGAAACGAGCCCUUAAAGACCGUUUCAAGUAUGUGCGGAGACCGAUAGAUGAUGAUGAACAGGUAGUGAGAAAUAAAUGCAAGUUUGGACACAGGCGAGGGCAGACCAGAAAAUCUUCUGAAACCAGGUGUGAGAAGGUCCAAGGAGUGCAAACAAAAGUAAGUAUAGUGGUACCUCGGGUUACAUACGCUUCAGGUUACGUACGCUUCAGGUUACAGACUCCGCUAACCCAGAAAUAGUGCUUCAGGUUAAGAACUUUGCUUCAGGAUGAAAACAGAAAUCGUGCUCCGGUGGCGCGGCAGCAGCGGGAUGCCCCAUUAGCUAAAGUGGUGCUUCAGGUUAAGAACAGUUUCAGGUUAAGUACGGACCUCCGGAACGAAUUAAGUACUUAACCCGAGGUACCACUGUAUUCAGAUUCUGUGGAUGGAAUAGCAAGAGGAUAUGAAUAUGAGCUUUGCCUGCUCUUUCCAGCUACUCCUGAAAGAGGAAAAUAGGAAGGUGUGCAAAAAUUGAGCAUUCCUUAUAUGGCUUCUUUCCAACCAUUUUGAUUCUUGAAGAAUAUGAGUGCCAUAUUUCCAUUAAGGAGUCUAAUGCGCCAGUGCUUAAAAAGUCCCAUAGAUUUCAGUGAGACUUGCCUGUCAAUAAUAGCUUAGAUCUUAAGGUAAUUUUAAAAAAAAUUCCCUGUCUGCCCCUUUCUGCUGCAACGUGAGAUGGGGGCUUGAAGGAGGGAGGAGAGGAUGGGUAGCAUUUCCUCUCUGCACUUCCUUAAGCUAACUUCCUUUCCCAUAUAAUCCAAGGCAAUAUGACUAGGUUCUGACUGCAACUCUGUCAACAUUCCUAGACCUUAUUAAACCUUGCAGAGAAUGGAAGACAUCCAUUUUGUAUGCAGAGAAUUUCCUACCCACCAUUUCUGUGCAUGCAAAUAAACUAAAUGUUGGCUGAAUAUAUUGCAGCCGAGCUGGGGGAAGAACUGGAACCUAAGUGUUUGGAUUGGAAAUCGUGGUGCUUGGGGACAAAAGAGGUGUAGACUUUGCCAAGGCAUUCAUGCUAUGUGCCCACUUAGGCUUGGUAUUACUAAAGACUGAUUUAUAUCAUUAUGGCUAUAGCGAAACUGCUAGAUGUGAAUUUACCUUUGGGUAACAUGUCGCCCUGAAUAAAUAAUGCUUUUGCUUAUCUGUUUUUGCUUCACUUUCUCCACUCGCUUAGGUCUGGGGAAGGGAAGGGAACAGUAUCCACACUCUUCCCCCUGCCCCAACCAUUAUGCUAGUUCUGAUUAUCAGCUAUGCCUGGUAAUUGCCAGUUUUAGUGUCCUAUAAAUUACUGGUGAGAUUAUACUUAGUAACACAAUAAUUAUUUUACCAUCUUAGAAUUAAGAACUCUUUUAGAAGAUCAGCAUUUGAAUUACUUAAUUGUGGUGACUAUAAGAAGCUUGGGAAAGGUUUCUUUCCCCAGAUUUUUAAAUUUAAAUACAUAAUAAAACACUUGAAAACUGGCACAAAUAAUGUGUUUUUAGUCUGGAAGGUACUGAUAAACAAGGAGUACUGUGUCUACUUGACUGGAAUGUACUUAUGGGUUCUAAUUUUGAAGGGAAACUCAGUUAUAAUUAUAGAUAAGAAUUGUGCUUACAAAGAAUGCCUUUAUCUUCUGAAAUAAGUCUAAAUGUUGUUGCCAUCAAAUACUGCUGGAAAUAAGAUACUUCCAUUAUGUUGGAGUUUUUUUUUUGUAAAGAAUGCAGGGUUUUGUUUUUUAAAAAAAGUAUGAGAACCCUGAGAAAGAUUAUACUUGUAAAGCGUUUGCCCAAAUAAAAUACUUCAUUAACAGUGCAAACCUAUACACCUCUACUCAGCAGCAAGCCCCACUGAGUUCAAUGUGAGGUACUCCCAUAUGUGUAUAGGAUUAGUUUUUCUUGAUAAAUUGCACUAUUAUUAACCAAGACUAUUCCUUUUUUCUUUUGUAAAAAUGCACUCUACAAAAUAACUAAUGACAAUUUUAACAGGUUAAAAACAUUUACAACGAAGACCUUGAUGUCGAGAUAAAUGAACAUAUCAGCUGGUUUAAGGAAGAAUAUAUGAAACCUGAGAGAAAUUGGGUAGAAGUGGACAACAGGAUGACCAAGACUUUAGAAAUAAGAAGGAAGAUGAUCAAUAAAGAGAGGAAGCCUUUCAAAGAAAUUCUCAUGCUAUUCCCCUUUUUGAAGUGUCCUUAUCAGGUAAUGGGUGUUUUCUUAGUAACAACCUUAUAUUUCAUGACAGAACACGAGUGCGCAUAGGCAUUUCUAUGUUCGUGGCAAAGAAGGCACUUCUGUAACUUAUUCAGAGGUUUUGACAGCAAAUCACACCCUGUAUCUUGUGAUCCAAGAAAAAUAUGACCGCUAGUCAUGAUGGCUAUUGCUCUGCCUCCACAGUUGGAAGCAGCCAUGCUUCUAUGAUUCUGAAACCCCAGUAACGCUGCAAAGGAGAGCGUGCUCGUGAUCGGGUCCUGCAUCAGUGCAUACUUCCACUUGUGUGCUCUUUAAAUUGUAAUUUAACACAUUUUCUCAGUUGGAUUAUCUAAAUUGCUUUCCUUUCCCCCUUUAGCUUUUUAAAGAAUAUCAUCUUUUAACACACAAAGACAUUUACAAGAAAACAGCUGAGAUUUUGGAAGCGUAUUCAGAGGACAUACUGACGUCGAAUGUGGUGAAGAAUAGCCCAGUUAUUGUUGCUCUGCAGAAGAAUCUGAAGCAGUACAUGGAAGAUGACAUUCGGACAUGUUGGUAUAGCCUGUUGUGUCUGGUUUUAAAGCAGUUAAUGGGCAAGAUACUUUGUAUAAUAGAAGCUAAGCAAACAUUUUCCUUAAGUGCACUGAGAAAUGGCUGUCUGCUUUCAAUGCACUAUGGGACAGAUCCUACAUCGAAUAUAAAUGGCUUAUUAACUGAAAAAGGAAGGUUAAUUACUCAUGCUUGAGAUGCUGAAUGUUUCUUGGAAAGGUAACUAAUGUGUGUGUGAAGAAACCCUAAUAAAUUAUUGUCAAGAGUGGAAAAAACAUCCAAAUAUAGAGCAUUCUGCUUUGAACACAACUGCCUAUUAAAACACUUGCUUCUUCUGGCUGUUAAUCCUACUGCCCUGUAAUUGUUCUUCACUUUUGAUAGAUAUGAAGAUUACUGCCACAUGUUUACUUUUGCCAGAUGUUUUUGGAGAGGAUUCCUCUUUGCUUGCUGCUGUGAAUGAGGAGGUAUGUAGAUAACGAAUUAUAUGGUGGGAGGCCGGACAACAAUUUUUUUUAAAAAUCCACAUGUACUCGUUUGUCUUUAUGCAACAUUGCAACAAUAUAUUUGGAGAUACCAUUGAUAAUGGUUGAUAACAUGCAAAACGGUUUUUCUUUUAUGUCUUGAUUUUGUCAGGCAUUGGAGUGCUUUCCUGGAAGGAAAGUAGCCCAGGUAGUAAGAACCAAACUGGGGUCAGCAGCUUCAAUUCUUAUUUACUAAUGAUCUUAUAUUGUCUGUUUUCGUUCAAGGUGAACUCUCAUUACUGGUUUAAAAGACAGUUUUGAGAGAACGAUGAUCCUCCUGUUACUUUCUUUUUAGUUAAUACAAGAAAUCCCAUGAAUUUUAUGCGUAGACUUCUAUUUUUUAAAACCAGGUGAAAGUGUCAACACCAGUACUAGAAGUAAAAUACCCAUUUGAUGAAAACGUGUGUGAGUGUUCCCUAUACGUGGAGAAGGAGAAAUUGGCCCAGCUGGAUGAUUGUACAAUGGCCCUCGCUGCUCUGCUGGCUUCCUACCAUGUCUUUGGCAUUCCAUACCCCAAAAGACUGUACAAUACACUUCACUUUUUGGAGUCCCUCAUCUUUGAAGUCAAGUGUCCGCAGUUCCUUUCAGCAAAAAUCAAGUAA